Molecule: messenger RNA, 576 nt
Organism: Acanthoscelides obtectus
Lineage: Eukaryota; Metazoa; Arthropoda; Insecta; Coleoptera; Chrysomelidae
Source: the annotation of a GenBank genome assembly
CCGAACACUUGUCAAAAUGUAACAUUGAGGUUAGGAAAGAAACGAAGACGUAAACAAUUUUCAGAUGAAGGGGCCUCAACUACAAAAUGAGAUAAUAGGUGGAGAGUUACGUAUAAACCAUAGAGAAAAUCUUCAGGUAGUUAAACUAGAAAUAUGUCUACCCUUGUUUAGUGUUUACGAUUAUUGCAGGGUCACGGCAGUUCCUACAAGGUUUGGACAGGGUAAAAAUGCUGAUGCAGCAUUUUUGUUCCCUUAUCUUUCGGAAAUUGUAUCAAUAAUAUUGUAUUGCUGUUGGUGUGGAAGCCAAGUAACGAAUCAGAGUGACGGGAUCUCGUUCGCAAUCUACAGCUCCGACUGGACCAGCUCCGAUGUCUCGUAUAUGAAACUGAUAAGCCUUCAAAUGCUAUUUACAAAGGAUGCAAUGGAGAUGCGUCUAGGAGGUGGCGUCACUACUAUAUCUCUACCUGUUUUUGUCACGAUAAUCAAAACUGCGUAUACAGUCUUCACCAUUCUACAACGAUUCGAAGAUUGAGUGUAGUGUUGUUGCAAAUAAAAUAAAAGUUUAUGUGAAUGGGA